AUGGCACUGAACUAUGUGGUGACGGCACAUAAAUCCACCGUGAUCACGCAUGCGUUGGCUGGUGAUUUCAUACGGCCAAAAGAGAUCUCGUUCGUGCUGGCCACAGCAAAUCGGAUUCAGCUGUUCCUGGUUGCCCCAGAUGGGCUGGUGCCAUUCCGGGAAUGCCCAAUAUACGGGCGUAUCGCUUGCUUGAAGAUAUUUCGACGAUACGAUGAGAAUGUGGAUAGUUUAUUAGUUCUGACAAGCAAAUAUCAUUUGGCUGUAAUACAAUGGAUGCCAACUGGUGCUGUAGUGACACGAGCCUAUGGACAAAUCGCUGAUCGAGUUGGACGACCGUCCGAUACCGGAAUGCUAGCUGCCGUACAUUCCUCAGGGCUUAUGGUAUUUCGACUCUAUGAUGGCGUACUAAAAAUGGUCAAAUGGGCUGAGGGCAGUGAAUUGCGUGGUGUGAACAUAACAUGCGAUGAUUUGUUCAUUGUGGACCUGGUUUUCCUUCCCGUUCAUGAUGAACCAACAUUGGCAUACAUUCACCACGAAAACAACUUAUUUCAUUUGAAAGUACUGACCUUGAAUGUGCCGGAAGAAAAGCUUAAUCCACCACUAUGGGUGCAUGAUCGGCUUGAAAACGAUACAAGCGGUGAUGAUGCUCGAUGUAUUUGCACAUUGCCAGGCUCUUAUCCACAUGUCUCACCAGUGAGCUGUUAUGCUCCAGUGGAUCGCAAUGGACAUCGAUUCCUCCUGGGUGAUCUGAAAGGCAACAUAUACAUGCUGUUAUUGGAGAUUGAAAGCAAGGAAGCCAGGGAUGGUAGCACAGUAAUGACCGUCAAAAAUAUGAAGCUGUUGAGUAUGGAGCCGAGGGGCCACUGGUGUAAUGGAUAA
Molecule: messenger RNA, 879 nt
Organism: Gongylonema pulchrum
Lineage: Eukaryota; Metazoa; Nematoda; Chromadorea; Rhabditida; Gongylonematidae
Source: the annotation of a GenBank genome assembly